GUUGCACGUGACUCAUUUCUUUCUUGAAUUGCCUACUGACCGAUUCCUCCUUUCCGCGUUCUCGUUUAUCCUAGUCCAGGCUUCUUUGAAUCUUGCGAACAUAUCUGAGCCAGAAAAAGGCUUUCUGAACUGCUUUCCAUGUCAAAUAUCUCACAAAUUCAACCCACAGUUCCUCCUCCUGUUCAAACAGCGUCAUCUGAACCGGGGGAGAAGGAUGCUGACUUCAUUGUGCUUCGACAACUGAAUAAGCGAGCCCGUGUUCGCCUUUCAAAAGAACCCAUAAACCUUUCACCCAUCCCAGGCAGGGCCUCCUUAUUCGCGGUUGCCAACUCUCGAGGAUGGUUUGCAGCAGUCGCCCGGGAUUCUGAUUCCGGAACCACCCUCGUGCUGUCGCCACUCAGCGACCUUCGCUCUGCAUUUACCACUGCUAGCGAUACAGAUGACCAAACGUAUCAGCCUCAAAGGAAGGUUUAUUUGGGUGCCGCCACUCCAAAUAUUAUUGUAUUUGCAUGCAAUGACUCCAGACUGGUUGUUGGAUUUGCUGAGGGAUCGAUCAUGGCUUACGCCACAGAACACCUAUUCUCCCCUGGAGACACUUCCGUCACUCCCAUUUACUCACUUCCUCCUGUGUCUUCAUCUUCCAUUGUUUCAAUAUCUCCAAAUACAGGAGACCUUACCGAGCUUGUGGCUAUCUUACGGGAUUCCCAAGGUGGCUCAAAUGCAUUGGCAGUAGAGCUUCUCGACCUCCAGAAGCUUGUAUCUGUAGGGGGUUGGGUAGCAGGUAGCUCACCCAAUACUAUUCCCGCAUCAAUAUCCUGGUCCCCCAAGGGCAAGCAACUUGCGCUGGGUAUGAGAAGCGGUUCUAUCGUCACAUACGCCCCUACCUCUACCUCCGCUCCCAAGUCGAGCAUUCCAACCCCACCAUCAGCUUCUAAUGCCUCCGUCAUAUCAACGACUUGGCUGUCCGCUUCGUCUUUCCACGCGAUCUACGCGCAGCUGCCUCUUAACCCAGAUGUCGAACAAACACACUUUCAUGUCUCCCUUGACGCCAAAUCCAAUUCCGCACAAGACCUGAAAUUCUCCUCUCCGUAUUUCCCUUCGCCCGGGCUGCGUCCACCUGGUGCGUUCAUUGUGUGUUUGCGUGGGUGGGAUCCCGCGAAGAUACUGUUGUUUGUGGGAGAUAGUACUUCAUCAGAUAUUGGGGCGCUUGGAUGUGUAGGAGAGAACUGGUCGAAUCUGUCACUUGAGGAAACGUCGACGCCCAGCCUCCCACUAGACAAGGACAUGAACGACACUGUCCUCAUUGGCCUAGAGCUUGAUUUAACUAGCACCGAGCCGUUCCACCAUACGAGCGCGUCCGGGGAGGGUGUCCAGUUGCCACCUUCACCUGUCAUGUACGCAUAUGUAUCGGAUGGGACAAUAGCAGGUUGGCAUGUCCUCAACAUCAAGGGAACACCUUACCCAGGCAUGGUAACUCAUGCUCCGACACUCUCAGCCCCGUCGAACGACAUGCAUGCGUCUCCUAUCGAACCCACUCCUCCAUCCACGUCCGCACCUGCCAGCACGUCACCUUUCGGCCAGACAGCCCCUGAUUUUGGUCAGGCGUCCGCGUUCGGGAAGCAGCCUUCGUUUGGACAGACAUCUUUCGGUCAAUCUCCCUUCGGCCAGAUAUCAACAACCAAUGCAUUUGGCCAGCGGACUACAUCUGCGUUUGGACAAACGUCGCCAACGUCAGUAUUUGCUCAGCCAUCUUUCGGCCAACCGUCAUUUGGCCAGUCAUCAUUCGGACAAGCUGCACCUGCGUUUGGAUCUGCCGCUCCAUCAACUUCACCGUUUGGCCAAGCUGCGAAGUCUGCUUUCGAUACCACACCUAAAUCAGGAGGGUUUGGGGCAUUUAAGUUUGGUGCACCAGCACCGACUCCUGCAGAAGAUAGCAUGGCAGAUGACACACCCGCCUUUGCUGGGAUGCUCUCGCUCGGUGGUGGUGACCCUGCACCUCAGAGUGCUGAUUCAAGGCCCUCUAUAUUCGGGAGCGCCGCAAUGACUCAAACCUCUCCUGCAAGUGAUUCGUCUGGAGGUGGACUCAUCAAGCCUGGAACUGGCUUUGGAGCUUUUGGAAACAACGCGGGUCAGCAAAAGAGCCCAUUCGGUGGAUUUGCAUUUGGAGGUGCGUCCCCAGCAACCUCAUCGGCGUUUGGAACAUUUGGAUCUACUUCUGGAUUCGGCAAUAACGGAUUUGAAGCUACAUCUAACUCUAGCUUUGGGAAGACUGGUUUUGGACACUUUGGAACGCCAGCUUUUGGCAAAGCGAGCUUUGGAGCAGCUGCCACUGCUGCACCCACAACAGCGCCUGCUUCCGGAGGCUUUGCCGCUGCAUUCGGAGCUGCUGCUUCCAAUGCAGGUGCUCAGAAGUCGGUAUGGGCCAGUACACCAACCAAUGCCACAAAACCCGAUGCACCAAAACCUACCCUCACAAUCAACACACCACGCGAAGUUUCUAGGGGUGAAGAAGCUGAGUCUGGAUUCAAGAGCUCAGCGCCAGCUCCAACGACGGGCGCCUUCAGCGCUUUGAAGUCAUCUUCAUCCGCUUUCUCGUUGAAACCCUCCUCUGGAUUCGGAUUGGGAGAGCCACCGCCAGCGCAGCCACACGUCUCUGCAUUUACUCUUGCAACGACUACGCCGUCGACACCGCUCAAGCCUACCACUGGGGCUCCUGCUUUCGGUCAGUCGUCGAUGCCUGGCGCUAUAACGAAGGGCCCCUUCGGGACUACCACCCCCGGUUCUCCAGCAGCUACCAGCACACAUGCAUUCGGUACAACAUCCAUGCCAGGAGGAGCGUUCAAGAGCCCAUCUAGCCCACCCAAGUCAGUCUUCGCGGCACCUUCAACGGGUGAUACAGGUGGAGGUUUCAGCGCGUUUUCGGGUGCACCAAACACUAGUGACGAUGCGAAGGAACCUGCGAAGGAACCUACGAAGACGGAAUCUGUCAAGGUGUUCAACGCUGAGCCUGAGACGCCUGCCAAAGAGGUUACAAGUGUCAAGGCAGAGGAACCGCCUACGCCUACUACGCCCGUUGCAAAGGCGGGGACUGUAAAGGAAGAGGCGACUCCAACGAGAGCAACCACUCCGCCAACGCCCGCGGUCCAGGAGAAAGCGCAGGAGGCGAAAGGCAAGGGGACUUUGCCUCACGAACCUUCUUUGGAGUCCAUCUCUUCUUCGACGGCGUCAUCCUUCGUCGAUAUUUCUGCUGAAGAUGCAGCUGAGGAUUCGGAUGAGGAUGGAGAGCUUGAGGACGACACCGAGUCGUUUAUUUCUGAUGAUGAAUCGGAGGAGUCUGAGUUGCCGGAUGAGCAGGACGAGCGGGAAGAGGAAGAGCUGGAAGAACGAGAGAAAGAACUGGAGAAGGAGCUGGAGAAAGAGUUGGAGAAAGAGUUAGAGCAAGAGCAAGAAGAGCAGGAGGAAGAGCCAGAAGAGCAGACUCAAGAGGGGAAGGCUGAGCCGACAACGGUUCCUCCUUCCAUCCCAUCAUCUGCUGCCAGGUCUCGAUCAACCACUCCAAAAGGGGAUUUACCGACCAUCACAUUGUCAAGCACAGCACUACACCACCCUGGAUCACCCAUACCUGAGUCUCAACAUGCUACAUCUCCCGUGGCUUCGCCUCUUCCAAAGCCUCCCGCCUCCUCCCCAUUCUCUAUGACUCCCAGGACGGGUACCCGACCGGUCAAAAGCUCACCUCUUGCGAGUGCCCCCCUCACCGGAGAUACGGAAGCUCCCACUUUUCUACCCCAAGUGUCAAAAUCAGUGCCUCCAGCUAUGGUGCCGCAUCCUGCCUCACCGAGACCGCAAUUCGGCGCAUGGGUACCACCCAUGAAGCAGGAGGUGGAGUCUGAUUCGUCUUCUCGGCCUGGAAUGCCUCCGGGUCUUUUUGGCAAGAGCGCGAGUGCACCAGAAAUUACGACGUUGCCUAUGCCGCCAGCGUUUACACUACCUCCAAAGCCGAUCUUCGGUGCUCUGCCGCCUGCACCGAUCUUCUGCGCUCUGCCGCCUGCACCGUCUAGCAUCUUCGGUGCUUUACCACCUGUACCGUCUAGCAUUUUCGGUGCUCCAGCUCCAACUCGGACUCCAACGCCGCCAGUCUUUACGCCCCCUCCUGCGGGCCUCUUUGGUUUUACGAAGCCGAGCGAGAGUCCCAGUGCGACUCCGGCGUCUCCCAGCACCUUCGGCAUGCCAGUCAAAACUCCGGAAGCGUCUCCUGCUCUUACUCCUCCACCUUCUAGCGUUUUCGGUGGCUUCAAGCCACCUGGUGCUGUACCCGCUACUCCCAUGUCUCUGUCUCCAGGCCCGUUGCUACCUGCAGUUCCCCCUCCUUCCAUAUCCCCACCAACUCCGCCUAUCGAGCAAGGGAUGCAGUCAGAGUGCUCGUUUAUGGUCUCACGUCUAACUUGGGAACUCGACAAUUUAAAAACCAUGGCCGCGCGUGCAACGCAGCAGGCCGCGGAACUCAAGUCAAAGAAAGCACCAGGACAAUCACACGUGAAAGCAGACCUUAGAGAUGCAACAAAAUGGGCGCCCGGCGACAUCCAGGAGUAUGGUCGUGUAAUGACUGGAGUCCAGAGCGACAUCACAGAAAUAAAGGAGCAACGGAAGCUUCUUAAACAGUCACUGAAGGAGCUUGAGAGCUGUAUGUUAAAAGCCGGAACGAGAAAGGAGGAGAUUAUUCGAUUUAGCCGAGCGCAGACGGACAGUGAAUUUGCGAAGAUGCUCAAGAUCAGAACGCUUGGACCAGAAUAUCUGGAGACUCAGUCGCAACUGCGGAGGGAUAUACGGGCAAUGAGAGACCGUGUGCAAAAGCUCGAGGACCACCUGCAAUCCUCUAAGAAGAGGAUCGCUGAGUUAAAGCAAGGCAAACCCAGUCUAAAGGCACCAUCUUUGGACACCGUGAACCGUACCUUCCGCAACAUUGACAUCAAAAUCACGCAACAAAGCGGGGAUGUCGCCAAGCUCCAGCAGCGAAUGAAUAAGCUGGACUUGUCCUCUGACGUCCUUAGUUCACGAGACAAACGACUCUCAGAAUCAGGCGCUAAGAAACCAUCGAGCAUGAUUCCCCAUGUAGCAGUUACCACGGCUGCUGCAUUGAAUGCGGAACGCUCUGCGCAGAAGUUGAAACGGGCUCUGCUGGCGGCGAGGAAAGAACCCUUGCUUAACAACAAAACAGUCUCCAAUCCUACGCCUACAUCAUUCCUAACGCCAAGCAGGGCAGGAGUUACACGAGCGCCUGAGACAUCUACUCCUGCUGGGCUUAUUUCACUUCCUACGGGCGCCUUGCCUGCGUUCAAAACGCCUACGUUCACGCCCGGGUGGUCGCCAGAAACGUCCAUCAGUUACGAUGAUUCUGCGUCAUACACAGCGUCCUCUUCGCGUCGCACACACCGAACACCAAGACAUGGAUCUUCAGCUAAAUCGGCGACCAUGCUGAAGUUGGAGAGUCUCGAGGCUUCUCCAACGCCCGCACCAAAGGCACCCGCUGCCGCAUUUGACUGGGGACCGUUGCCGACUGCCACACCAAAAACAACACUGCCUGCUGAUGUUCGGGGUUUCGGUUUCAGGUCGUAAAAUCAAGACUGAUAUGGUUUGAUGAUCGAAUAGUUAUGUACUGGGUGUCUCGAUUAUGUGUUUGAUCCUUGAUGAAAUAGAUA
This is a messenger RNA of Suillus paluster, 5696 nucleotides long. RefSeq lists its product as uncharacterized. Gene Ontology annotation, molecular function: protein binding. NCBI's taxonomy places the organism in Eukaryota, Fungi, Basidiomycota, Agaricomycetes, Boletales, Suillaceae. Bases 139 to 5613 code for a protein of 1824 amino acids. The record is from RefSeq and is a predicted model, not a curated record. The transcript is spliced from 22 exons.